AUGUUGUGGUAUCGGCAAAAUAGCUAUAGUCUUGAAGAGGCACAACGCCAGGAGCACAUAUUGGAAGCUAUUGAACCAAAUCAGAGUGUGAAAGAGCUCGCUGUUUAUGUAUACAAAGCAAUGGAAUCUCUUCCCCAUGGAGGUAUGCUUUCAACCUACAACGUCUUUCAAUCAGUUGGUGUUCCAAGCUCAUUGCGUGUGGUGGGGAUGGGGGAUUUGUCCCAGAAAAAAGAGGACAAGUUGAAGAAGAUGCCAAUUAAUGGGAGCAAUGGAGACUGCAACGCACCGUCUGCUUUCAGAAAGUGUUAUUUGGAACAAUUGUGCAAAUGCAGAGAAAGGCAAUACAGAGACCAUCAUGUGAAGAAGUGGCUUGACGAGCUCAAAGAUGAAGUCUUUAAGGCUCAAGACUUGCUGGACGACAUUGCUACUGAGGCAUCACAACAGAAGCUGUAUGCUGAAUUGCAAAGUACUGCUGUUAUCUGCAAGGUACGAGGCUUGUUUACUACUUUUGCUAGUCGAAAUCAUUUUGACAAAAAGAUAGAUUCAGGGAUAAAAGAAUUGCUUAACAACCUAGAGAAUCUUAUAAAGCAAAAGAAGAGACUGGGGUUAAAGGAAGGGCCAUCUGCUCAUGAUCAACUGGCAGUGAUGAACAGGGGAGUAUACAAAAGAUUGCCUUCGACACAUUUGAUAGCUGAAUCCAAUAUUUAUGGUAGAGAUGCUGAUAAAGAGAGGAUUGUAGAGAUUUUACUAUCACAGAACAUGGGAUGUAGGAAUCAGUUGCCUAUGGAUGUAAUUGCUGUCACUGGUAUGGGUGGGAUGGGUAAGACAACUCUUGCACGACUUGUGUACGAAGAUGUAAGGAUCAAGGAUCAAUUUCAACAUAGAGCUUGGAUGUGUGUUUCUGAAGCAUUUGAUGUUGAUCAAGUUACAAAAGCAAUUCUUCAUUCACUUAGUUGUCCAAUUGAACAAGAUUUUCACUCAAAUCAGGCAACACUAGGAAAGACGUUGAUGGGCAAGAAAUUCUUUCUUGUUCUUGAUGAUGUUUGGAAUGAGAAUUGUGAGAUUUUGGAGGUCUUCACAGCUCCUUUGAAAAAUGUGGCGCCACAAAGUAAGAUUCUUAUCACAACCCGUAAUGGAACCGUAGCAGAAGCCAUGUGUUGUACCUUCAGAUAUCCUUUGAAGCCAUUACAAGAUGGAGAUGGUUGGGAUUUAUUUGCAAAACAUGCAUUUAACAACCAACAUCAUGCUGUAGAUCCAGAUCUUAUACAAAUUGGCAGAGAAAUAAUCAACAAGGGUGGAGGAUCGCCUUUAGCAAUAAAAACACUGGGAAGAUUGUUGCACAGAAAACUCUCUUUUCAGCAUUGGAAUAAGAUUUUGAAAAGUGAGAUUUGGGAAUUAUCAGAAAAUGAUAGCAAUAUUAUCUCAUCUUUAAGAUUGAGCUACCAUUAUUUACCUUCAAAUUUGAAACGUUGUUUUGUAUAUUGCUCCAUCUUUCCCAAGGAUUAUCAUAUAGAUAAGAAUAACCUAAUCCAGUUGUGGAUGGCAGAUGGUUUAAUAUUUCCUACUCAGAAAAGUAUGAGCCUUGAAGAGGCAGGUGAUGAAAUUUUCAAUUAUCUAGUGUCUAGAUCAUUUUUUGAGCCAUCAAGAAAAGGUGACAAUUACUUCAUCAUGCAUGAUCUUGUGAACGAUUUAGCAAAAUCUAUGGCUGGAGAGUUUUCUGUGCAGCUAGAGGUGGAUCAGGCACAAGAUAUGUCAACCAAGACUCGCUACUUUUCUUAUAUGGGCAACAUUAAUCAAAAUAAUCUUGAGACUUUUGAGAAAGUUUUGAAAUGCCAGCAACUAUGUAGUUUCAUCCUAUUUUUGGAUAGACAUUUCUCCUGCAACUAUGUCAUUGGUGAUAAUAUAAUGUCUAGACUUUCUCAUCUCAACUACCUACGAGAAUUAUCUUUGAAGGGAUCUCAAAAUUUAAGAAACUUGACAGAUGGCAUUGGCAAUUUAAAGCACUUGCAUUAUUUGGAUCUUUCUUGGACUACUGUUAAGAAAUUGCCAGAUUCAAUGUGCUUGUUGAUUAAUUUACAAACAUUGAAAUUAAAAGGUUGUGAAUUCUUGACUAAGUUGCCAUCAAAUUUAUACAAACUCAUCAAUUUGCAUCAUCUUGACUUGAAAGACUGUGGCAUACAGAAGAUACCAAGAUAUAUGGGAAAGCUAAAUCAGCUCCGAACAAUGAAUAAAUUUGUUGUGGCAAAGAAAGGAGGAUCAGAGUUAAAAGAAUUAAGUAACUUAAACCACUUAACAGGUUCCUUAAGCAUCUCAAAUAUGCAGUUCAUGAAUGAUCCUGCAAAUUCGAGAGGCGCCAAUUUGAAAGAAAAGAAAUUGGAUACACUGAAGUUACUAUAUUGGAGAUAUAUAUGCAGUCGUGAAGAGGCACAACACCAGGAGCACGUAUUGGAAGCACUUGAGCCAAGUGAUGGUGUAAAAGAACUCAUUGUUGAAGGAUACGGAGGCACCAAGUUUCCAAAGUGGUUUGGUGAUUCACAUUUUUUACCCAAUUUAGUAUCUUUAUGUUUGUAUGAUUGUGAUAAUGUGAGCUUAUUACCACCGCUUGGGCAACUACCUUCUCUCCAGAAACUCGUGAUUGAAAAUUUUGUUAGAAUAAAUAUGAUAGGUGAAGAGUUCUAUGGGAAUGGCUCAUUAAUUGCUCCAUUUCCUUCCCUUUCGUGUUUACAUUUUUCUAAUAUGAGAAAAUGGGAAGAAUGGGAUAUAUGUCAAGAAGGUGCUUUCCCACUCCUUGAAGAACUUCAUAUAAAAUAUUGUCAUAGACUGACAAAGUCUCUGCCCCAACACCUUCCUUGUUUAAAAACACUAGAUAUUUCGAGAUGUGAGAAUUUGGAGGCUCCACUUCCCAAGUCCUCUUGCAUGGAGAAGCUAUGUUUAAGUAAUUGCAAGAAGAUGUUAGUAAAAGACAUGCCCACGUGGAGCUCCCAAGACAUGCUUCCACCUCUUCAUGUCCUAUAUUUAAAUGAUUGUCGAGCAAUAGAUCAAUGGCUUCCCUUUCAAGAAGGUAUGCUUUCCAGCCUACAACGUCUUACAAUCCAUGACUGUUCCAAACUCAUUGCGUCUCUUAGGGAUUUGGGUUUACAUGAGUUCUUAUCUUUUAAAGAACUUGACAUUGGUGGUACCUUUGAUAUGAAGUCGUUCCCUGAGGAGGGAUUGUUGCCACCCAAUCUCCAAUCUCUUACAUUAAAAGGUUGUUACAAUUUGGAAAGAAUAAACCAUAGGGGCCUUCUGCACCUCCAAUCUCUCACUUUCUUAUCAUUUCAAGAUUGCCCUCAUACGACUUUUGAAGGUAUGCCAGAACAUGGUUUACCUCCGUCCCUUUCUCACUUAAGCAUUGGUUUCAAUUGUCCGUUGCUUGAGGAGAGGUGUGAAAUGGAGCAAGGACCCGAUUGGCCUAAAAUUGCUCACAUCCCUCAUGUUCUCAUGUAGACACAUCACUUUCUAAAAGGAUUCGUCCCAGAAAAAAGAGGACAAGUUGAAGAAGAUGCGUAAAAAUGUGGGAACGUAACGAUGGAGACUAAAACGCA
Molecule: messenger RNA, 3584 nt
Organism: Neltuma alba
Lineage: Eukaryota; Viridiplantae; Streptophyta; Magnoliopsida; Fabales; Fabaceae
Product: putative disease resistance RPP13-like protein 1
Exons: 5
Coding region: 1-3486 (1161 amino acids)
Molecular function (GO): ADP binding
Source: RefSeq, a predicted model, not a curated record